Molecule: messenger RNA, 1898 nt
Organism: Closterium sp. Naga37s-1
Lineage: Eukaryota; Viridiplantae; Streptophyta; Zygnematophyceae; Desmidiales; Closteriaceae
Source: the annotation of a GenBank genome assembly
UCACAGAGCAACACUCAGCAUCAAUGGGGCACCACGCAUCAAGCAUGGGUCACCACCAUCAUUAUCACACAACCAGCCCACACGGCAAUUCUUUCAGCCAAGCUCCGUCUCAAUACAGUCACAUCCAGUACACUCCCAACCACGGAUACAGUCACGACGAACGUGACAUGCUGCGUCGGGUUGAGUCGGUGCGGCAGCAGCGUGAGGGGGACAGCCAGCCCCCGCCGCUCUUCACUGCUGUGGCUGCCGCUGCUGCGUCAGGCGAAUCCUUUGUCCUCGACGUCCCUCUCAGACGGACAACUGCUGCUGCUGCUACAGAUGCUGCUACAGAAGCUGCUACAGCUGGUUACACACCUGCUGCUGCUGCUACAACCGGAGCAGCCAGACUGCAAGCCCAGGGGAGGCGGAGGUGGAGCAGGAGGCACCGCACGGUGAUCAUCGGGCCAGUCUCCCUGCAAUGGGCCGCUAUAGCCGCAGGGUACCAGCUGUCUCAGAAGCGCCCAAAAGGCCCCUGCAGUAUGUGGCUCAAGAGAGUCUUCAUAGUCAGAGUGAAGUCUGCUGCUGAUUUCGCAGCCAGGGCCUCUCUCCCGCCCACCGCCACCGUUAUUCUGCAUUUACAGAAGGAUUUGAUGCUGCAUAGAGGGGUUUUGUUCGGGAGGCAGCAGUCUUGCACGAUACUCAUGUCGGCAAAAUGGCCCGGUUACACGCUGACGGGUGGUAACCCUAUGUAUCCGGUGCUGCGCGUGUGGAACACGAGUAACGUCAUGUCGUUGAACGUGAACUAUCGCCUGCCGGUGACGGAGAGCAGCCCCGAGUGCACCACCGUGCCCGAGCUCGGCAAAGGCGUCACCUGCCCCGCCAUCUCUAUCCAUCGGUCCUACGGCGUGCAGAUUGGCAAGAGCAACAUCUUUGGGCGAGUGGACGUGCUACGCAGCAUGGACGUGCGGCUGGACUCACUCUCGGUCACCGGAGUGGCUUCCUUUAUCAAGUCGCCUGGGGUGAUCCGAGUGGCCCUGUGUGGGUACGGGCCGGGACUUCUCAAAUCCAACAUUGUCAUCUCCAACAAUGAGGUGUACGGGGUGAACACUCCGAUCCUCUUGCACAAGGGAGCAGUUGGAGUAACCGUCAGGAACAACUACGUGCACGACUUCAUAUUCGCAGGGAUCAAGUGCGGUGCCGACGUGCAUUACAGCUUUGCCUGCAUGCUCGCGCGCAUCAACUCCAACCUUGUCGUUUCCUCUGGAAGGAAUCUCAACGGGGAUCAUGACUCGGCGGGGAUCUACUUCUACACGCACUGGUUCAGCCCGGGGAACUCGGCGCUGUGCAACUACGUGUUCAACGGCGACCACUGCUACUAUCUGGACCAUUGCACGUCGGGCGUGCUUGUCAGGGGAGGCGCGUGCGUGAAUACGUAUGACGGCAUGAAAGUGAACAACGGCAAGCGGAACGUGAUCGAGAACGUGGCGAUGAAAGGCACGCGGGGGUCGCUGGGAUGGACGUCGUGCUUCACAGUGACCGUCAACAACUGCCUCAAAGACCCAGGGAACUACUGGGAGGCCAUGCGCGUGAAAUACUACAACAGCGCCCGCAUCAACCGGCUAUGGCCUUGGAUGAAGGACGUCUGCAAGGAAACAUCUGCCAAUGGCGGCGUGCCAUGUAACCCGCCAGGUGACGCCCUCUCUGCUUUCACACGUGGCCUAUUCGGGCGUGCAACAUCGCCCACACACAAGCGACGCCGCGAACCUGCCUUUACACUUGCCCUCUCUCCCUCCCCUCCUCCCCCUCGCCUUACACCCAUCCCCUUCCCUUACCCCAUUCCCUUUCUGUUACCUUCUCCCCUUCCCUUUAUCCCCUACCUUUCCACUAAUCCACCCCCCCUUCCCUUACCCCCUCCAUGA